AUGCAGAGCAAGAACAUCAAGGCAAUCGAUGCCUCGUCUGUGCAUCGGAUAUGCUCGGGACAGGUCAUUCUGGAUCCAUCAUCUGCUCUCAAGGAGGUGGUGGAGAAUGCAGUUGAUGCUGGAGCAACCAAGGUUGAUGUCAAGCUGAAAGACUACGGGUUGGAGGUGAUCGAGGUGUGCGACAAUGGUUCGGGCAUCUCUCCGGGAGACUUCGAGCUUCUGGCCUGCAAGCACACAACUUCGAAACUGAGGAGGUUCGACGACCUCAACAGUCUCACCACCUUCGGUUUCCGCGGCGAGGCUCUGAGCUCGCUGUGCGCCAUCUGCGAGAAAGUGACGAUAACCACGAGAACGGCGAACGAAGUGAUCGCCACCAAGUUAGAGUAUGACAAGAAUGGCAAGCUGCGGGGCUCUUCGACGUGCGCUCGAGAAGUUGGCACUACAGUGACGCUGGAUACGAUCUUCAAGGCCCUUCCUGUGAGAUACAAGGACUUCCAGAAGAACAAGACUCGAGAGUUCCAGAGGCUGACAAGGAGGCUGCAGGCGUACGCGAUCAUUCACAGUGAUGUCCGCAUCACUUGUGUCAACCAGACGCCCAAGGGGAAAGCUUCUGUAUUCUCAACCCCUGGGAACAACAGCAUGUUGGACUGCGUCACCAGCAUCUACGGCGCAAAGCAAAAGGACUCUCUGACGGCAAUCGAGCUGAGGGGUGAACAUGUCACCUGCUCUGGGUACAUCUCCAAGGCCAGCUCGGGAUGUGGUUUGAGCUCGGGAGACAGGCAGUUUCUUUACCUGAAUAAGCGACCUGUCGAUAUCCCUAAGUUGUCCAAGGCGAUCAACGAGGUUUACAAGAUGUACAACAUGCACCAAUAUCCCAUCUACUUCUUGAACAUUCAACUGUCGACAGACACCUAUGAUGUGAACGUGACCCCCGACAAACGGCAGAUCAUGUUUCACGAUGAGUCUCGACUCAUUGAGUUCGUCAAGGAGAACCUUCGGAACCUGUUCGAGCCUUCGCGUAACAACAUCCCGUCUCCAACAGCGAGUGUAGAACUCCUACAUCCGAGGAAUGGGCACGUCGAUCAACCGGAGCCGACGGGAGAGACAACGUUGCAGGUUGAGGCAGAUUGGGAAGCAGUGAAGCAAAAGCUGCGCAAGGAUGCAGAAGAAGGUUCAGAGGCUACGGAGAAACUCAAGAGGGAAGGGCGGAAGAGGAAGAGGAGGAACUACGAGGACGCGGUGACAAACCUGCACGAGCGGGUGAUCUCCAAGAGCGACUUCACCCGCAUGAAGAUACUCGGCCAGUUCAACCUAGGCUUCAUCAUCGCUCGACUCGACUCCGACCUCUUCAUCCUCGACCAGCACGCGUGCGACGAGAAGUACAGGUUCGAGCUCCUGGAGCAGACGACCAGCUUGAAGAGUCAACCUCUCGUCGUGCCCAAGGAGCUUGAGCUGGAGGCUGCAGACGAGAUGCUCGUCCAGGAGAACCUGGAUGUCUUCAGGGCCAACGGCUUCGAGCUCAAGAUCGACGAGGAGGCGCCGCCGACGAAGAGGGUGAAGCUGACGUCCAUCCCAUUCAGCAAGAGCACAGUCUUCGGUCCUGCCGACGUCCAUGAGAUGCUCUGCUUGAUGCGCGAGGACUCGGGCUCUGCCCAAAGACCUUCUCGAGUUCGGGCUAUGUUGGCGUCUCGAGCUUGCCACUCGGCUGUGACCAUCGGGAAGCAUCUGACAAGACAGCAGAUGCGAGUCAUCGUCGAUCACAUGAGCAGCAUGGAGCAGCCUUGGAACUGUCCGCAUGGGAGGCCGACCAUGAGACAUCUCUUCGACUUGGCGGAGGUGGAGGAGGAGCAUGAAAAGUUGAUCUACGAGGGUCCAGCUGUUGUGCGAUGA
Messenger RNA from Guillardia theta CCMP2712, 1890 nucleotides. RefSeq names its product Pms1 mismatch repair mutL (gene Pms1). Lineage: Eukaryota; Cryptophyceae; Pyrenomonadales; Geminigeraceae. Bases 1 to 1890 code for a protein of 629 amino acids. The transcript has 6 exons. The record is from RefSeq and is a predicted model, not a curated record. Gene Ontology annotation, biological process: mismatch repair. Gene Ontology annotation, molecular function: ATP-dependent DNA damage sensor activity; mismatched DNA binding; ATP binding. Gene Ontology annotation, cellular component: MutLalpha complex.